Messenger RNA from Thermothelomyces thermophilus ATCC 42464, 2502 nucleotides. RefSeq lists its product as uncharacterized. NCBI's taxonomy places the organism in Eukaryota, Fungi, Ascomycota, Sordariomycetes, Sordariales, Chaetomiaceae. Gene Ontology annotation, cellular component: plasma membrane. Gene Ontology annotation, biological process: cell-cell adhesion. The record is from RefSeq and is a predicted model, not a curated record. The transcript has 5 exons. Gene Ontology annotation, molecular function: myosin binding. The coding region runs from base 529 to 2370 and encodes 613 amino acids.
AGGGGGGUGCUCUUCCAGGAUGAUUUCCGCCGGGCAGUGCCUGCCAGGGUCUUAAGACGAUUAAUGAUUUGCUUUUUAGCGACCUUCCUCCAGCGCGCCGUACACCUUUUACUCCGUAGGCAUGGUGUCAUUACAGUGGAUUGCCCACAACGUAACCGACUUUCAGGAGUUCCAGUCGCUAAUUUAGUGGAGAGAGGGCUCCCGCCACCCUUACUAGUCGUCUCCGUUCCAUCUCCUCCGGCCGCAUGCGUCUCGACCACGAAACAGAAACAUGCAAAACGGUUUCGCGAACGGCCACCUCGCAACGCUAGCACAAUAACAAUCCCGAUUCUCUCCCACCGUCGCCGCCGCCAGAGGCCAGAGGCCUCACCUGCGCCGACCCGGAGUCUUGUGUCUCGUGCACAGCGUUGCCAGCAGGGACCAUCCACACAAAGACGGUCGAGGAACGCGGUCUCUGGUGCGCAUCGGGCGGGCAGAUGGGGGACUGUUGCCAUAGCCUUGUGACCAUCCAGCAGUAACACGCCGUUCAUGGAGACCGUCAUUCAAGACCACACUCCGCUUGCCGACUAUCUGAAGGAUGAGGGCGAAGAACAGCAGGCCUGGGCUACGCCGGCAGCCUCGGAUAAGCACGAUGAUUCGCCGCCGUCCAGUCCGUCAUUCGCGCCGGUAGGACGUCCAAUGGUCAGGAAGCGCUUCAGAGCCAGCAUGCCGAACCCCCUAUCUCUGGGCGUUCCUCCGAAGCACCGACUCAGCUCUCUGCGCGACUCUUGCUCAAAAGUGGUGGUGUCGAGGAUAGACCGUGGCGACAACCUAAAGUUCAUUGAGCAGUUUCGAUACACGAUUGUCGCGUCACAGCUGCUGAGCGGGCAUUCUAUAGCAGCGCAUCCAAACGCCCAGAGUCGGUCAAAUGAUGCGCCAGAAACAGCUCAGAACGCUGCGACUCCAACGACAACGGGGGUGUUGGCAGCAGCGGCCGCCGCCCUCGUUGUUGCAUGGAUGGUCAAAUGGGUGCAUUCGGGGGGCUGGGCGCAUUUGACGAAGAAGAGAGUGACUUUCACGGCCCUGGUCCUCGUGGCGGUAGCUGUGGUGUCGCAGGCCUAUCUCAAACAGCAGUGGCUUCGAUACCUACGGAACCAGGCGCUGAGCGAAGUGACCACUUUCGUCUCCAGGUCCCAGGACUUCGACAGCGCAUGCAGCGCGGCCCUGUCACUCAUCCAGGAGGUCGAGCUCGUGUCUCGGGGCUACAGGAUAAGUGCGCCCCUGCCUCCUAUUAGCCGCAUGGAGGACCGAUCACAGCUGCGCCGCUGCAAUAGGCUGCGUAAGGCGCUGAAGGAACGGCUGUCCGACAUGAUUGAGACUCACCUGCAGGUCUCGACGGCGAUCAAGGGCUUCGCCGAGCAGGUAGACCAAGAAAAGUACCACGAUAUCUACGACGUCAGCGACUUUGACAUUUCGGACGCGGUGCGAGGCUUUUCCGAAAAGGAGUUUGAGGAUCCAGAGGCUCUACGGUCCUUGAAGAUUGCCGCAUCCCGCUUCCACAUCAUUCGCAAACUUCUGCUGUGCUCUCUCCUUGCGUUUGAGGCGGCAGGCGACAGCACCGACUUCCUCCGAUGGUCGACGGCUGUGGAGGGACUGAAGACCCUUAACAACGCCACAUCCGAAAGUUAUGAAAAGCUUCGCCGACUGCUCAGCGAAGAAGAAACUUUCCCGACCAUCUUGGAGACCAAAUCACCAUUGUCUCCCAAUCGAGAGAAACGACGGUCGCAGUUUAUGAAGCUCAAUUCAUUGUCGAUGGGCAUCCGAGGCCUUCAGGCAAAGCUUGCCCUACUACGUGAAGAGUCGGAGAGGAUACUGAACGAGGCGGAUGACGUGUCCGAUUUGGGAUCCAGCCUGAUGGCUCAAUACGAGUCCAUCGGACAGGAUCUGAAGACGCUCACACAGGCUUGGGAGGAAGGCAAGGCAGCCUUGGCGUCCGGCAUUGACCGGAACGAGAAGCGGCUCUCGUCCCUCAGUACCCUGCUUUCACCAGCGACUUCUCUCAGCGGGCUCACCACCGUUGAAGAUGGCGGAGCAUCCGAGGCAUUCCGCGCACUGACCGGAGAGUCCCCGCCGGGCUCAACUCUGGGCAGCCCGAAGGGGGGCUGCUCGGACGAGGCGGAAGUGUUCGAGGCAGUCUCCCUGCCGUCCCGGCCGCGCAGCCUCCUGACUCGGGAGGAGCGGAUCGCCAAGAUGAAGGAAGAACGGGAGAGAAGAGAACUCGCGAGGAAGAGGGCCGAGGCCAGCCGCGGGAUGCUCCGGGAACUCGAGACGGUCAUCAACCUGCGACCAAAGCGGGCGACCAUGCCUGCGCCCUCUCGAAUCUCGUUAUGACCGUGAUGACUACCAACAAACCAAGACGGAACCUCUCUUUCCUUUGUCGUUUUGCAUCGUGCUUGCUACCCAGAUCUUAAUGGUGGCUUGUAUAGACAGCGGCUUGUUUCCAUAUUUGUCUUUGAUUCUCAC